This is a messenger RNA of Temnothorax curvispinosus, 562 nucleotides long. RefSeq lists its product as uncharacterized. The transcript has 3 exons. Lineage: Eukaryota; Metazoa; Arthropoda; Insecta; Hymenoptera; Formicidae. Bases 104 to 562 code for a protein of 152 amino acids. The record is from RefSeq and is a predicted model, not a curated record.
CUCUAAUAACACGUGUCACGUCCCGACACACGUAAACGAUAUCCGCCGACUAUCAGAUUUGAUAACUGCAAUAAUUUCCUAGUGCAGUUCUUAAAAAAAUAAGAUGAAUGACAAAGAAUGUGUAUUGUGUGAAUUCAGUAAUGAAGAUAAUGCUAUUGCGGUUGGCUAUCGCGAGUGGUUGCUACAUAGCUUAGACGAAGAAAAACUUGACCAGAUCAUUGGCAGCACGGAAGAGAUUAAAUUGCAAUGGCCAAACGUAGAUAUUGGACCCGCCAAUAUAAUGAAAACGAGAGUAAAAAAAUGUAUUUGGCAAACUGUGGUCGCAAAGAUCCUGGCUCAUGGUGACUGGAAGACAAUGUGUAAAAUGCGCGAUAACUUAGAAAAAUAUUCCAUAUUAGAUCCUACAAAACAGGACAGAAAAAUCAUCAAAAGACGAAGUACUGAUAACGUUGAAGAUGACAAAGAUUCUGUGAAUCAAUCCUCUGCACCACAGAAAUCACAACUAAAUAAAGAAAAGAAAAACGUUGUAAAGAGUGUCCUACAUUGUUUGAGAUCGCAAUAA